AUGACUCCAGAACGUGUCAACAAACUUAUCUUUCGGAUCCGUGAUUCCUUAUCUGAGCUUGAUGCUAAUCCUUUAUCAUGUCAUAUUCAAGCGCAAUUUGACAAUACUUGUGAGUACCUGCGUCGACGCAAAAUGGACUUCGUUUGGCAUAUAACCGCCGAAAUGUCUCCGGCUGGCGAAGUAAAUGGGGCAGAUAAGGAGCCGAAUGUGAUAAUAGUGGAUGAAAAUCGAGAUGGUGUAGAGUCAAAGGAACCUGAAACAGAUCCAGAUUCCUUUCGAUUUGAUCCAUCUGUGUUGGCUGCGAUUCAGCUGUGA
This is a messenger RNA of Protopolystoma xenopodis, 315 nucleotides long. The record is from the annotation of a GenBank genome assembly. Lineage: Eukaryota; Metazoa; Platyhelminthes; Monogenea; Polystomatidea; Polystomatidae.